AUGAGCAAGAUUGUAGUAGCAUUUGAUCUCUAUGGCACUUUGUUGUCUACCGAAAGCAUCGCACAAGAGUUGGCAUCCCACUUCGGAGAUGACAAAGCCAAGUCUAUCGCGGCUGUAUGGCGGAAGUACCAGCUGGAGUAUACAUGGAGGCUAAAUAGCAUGAAAAAAUACGAACAUUUUUCAGAAGUGACUAAGAAGGCACUGAAGCACGCAUUAGCCGAGCAUAGCGUAGGCCUGAACGAUCAGCAAAUUGACAAGUUGAUGGAAGCUUAUGAUUCUUUGUCCACGUUUCCGGAUGUCAACCCGGCCUUGAGACGGCUGGGAGAGAACAAGAACAUUGAAAGUGUUGUUUUCUCGAAUGGGACACAGACUAUGGUCAGCAACUCGGUUCACAAGUCUGGAAGCCUAGAUUCGAGUGUCUUCAAAGACCUGGUGACAGUUGACGCAGUGGAGAUGUUUAAGCCAGCUCCCGAAGUAUAUCAAUAUUUGGCCAAGAAAGUUGGCAAGGAAGGGCAAGAAUCUGACCUGUGGCUUGUGUCGGGCAAUCCCUUUGAUAUUGUUGGAUCACGGGCGGUCGGAAUGCAGGCUGCAUGGGUCGAUAGAGCUGGUAACGGAUGGCAGGACGCACUUGGUCAGGGGCCAACAGUUGUUGUCAAGAGCUUGGAGGAAGUGGUUGAUGCUGUUGAAAGCCACACCAAAUAA
This is a messenger RNA of Exophiala bonariae, 702 nucleotides long. RefSeq lists its product as uncharacterized. The record is from RefSeq and is a predicted model, not a curated record. NCBI's taxonomy places the organism in Eukaryota, Fungi, Ascomycota, Eurotiomycetes, Chaetothyriales, Herpotrichiellaceae. The transcript has 2 exons. The coding region runs from base 1 to 702 and encodes 233 amino acids. Gene Ontology annotation, molecular function: hydrolase activity, acting on halide bonds, in C-halide compounds.